Molecule: messenger RNA, 402 nt
Organism: Dimorphilus gyrociliatus
Lineage: Eukaryota; Metazoa; Annelida; Polychaeta; Dinophilidae
Source: the annotation of a GenBank genome assembly
GUAUCGAAAUCAUCCGAUGGCAGUCGAUACGAUAUAGAGAUAAUAGGAAAAACUUUAUUAAAUUAUAUUAGCCUGUGAGGAAUACAAUAGAUUAUAAUCUAAGCUCAAAAAAUGUUAAUAACACUAGAAUUCAGCGGAGGCGCAGAAAUGCUGUUUGACAAUAAAAAAUCUCAUGAAGUAAAUUUACCAGACACCGAAAAGUGGACAAUCGGCUCUUUGCUGCUUUGGAUUAGAGAUAAUCUAUUACGAGAUAAGCCUGAAUUAUUUCUUCAAGAUGAUACUAUACGACCAGGAAUCCUUGUGCUAAUAAAUGACGCUGAUUGGGAAUUAUAUGGUCAAUCGGAAUACGUUGUUGAAGCUAAAGACAAAAUAUCGUUUAUAUCUACCUUGCACGGAGGUUAG